This is a messenger RNA of Eriocheir sinensis (Chinese mitten crab), 8852 nucleotides long. Its product is annotated as fibroblast growth factor receptor 4-like. The coding region runs from base 786 to 3485 and encodes 899 amino acids. Gene Ontology annotation, biological process: positive regulation of kinase activity; positive regulation of cell population proliferation; fibroblast growth factor receptor signaling pathway. Gene Ontology annotation, molecular function: ATP binding; fibroblast growth factor receptor activity. The record is from RefSeq and is a predicted model, not a curated record. The transcript has 16 exons. Lineage: Eukaryota; Metazoa; Arthropoda; Malacostraca; Decapoda; Varunidae. Gene Ontology annotation, cellular component: signaling receptor complex; membrane.
GGGCAUCGGGCACCCCGCGCGGACCAGCCACUACCACGCAGCCUCAGUUGUACCCCGACGCUCGAGGUGGACGUACGUGCGUGCUUGUUGGCUGUGUCUCCCGUGGCACGUCCAGGUUAUCCCAAGGGCGUGAAGGAACUCAGGAAUCAGGUGAACCGGGAUUUUGCUUCCUUGUCUAUCGCCCAAAUAAGAUCCCUUCGUCUGCCUCCCUCGCCACGUCCCCGUGCCCGAGCUAACUGGUGCCAGAGUGCCAUAAACACGGUGCCACAGUGCCAAGCGGAGUGCCACGCGAGAGGAGGAACAGGAAGAUAAAGAGGAAAGCAGGAGGAAGGAAGUUACAGUGUGAGCAAUAUACUGGAGAUAAUUUUUUUGCAUCUCAAGUGAAGGAUUAUUUUUUUUUUCCCUUGGCGUGAUGAGUUAGCGUGACAGUUUUUGGAAGGCGUGAAAAAGUGGAGUGUUUGAGUUACUUUAAGACGCUACUCCACCACCACUACCACCACAACUACCCCUAUUACCACUACUACUACUACUACUACGACUACCAUUACGAUUUGAACGACCACGAAGAGACCAAGGGAAAAAUACCACCACCAUCACCACCAUCACCUCUAGUCACUGUAUGUCAAGGUAAGAUAAAGAAAAGGAAAGGAAAGAGAUACAAAAAGACAAGGAAAGAAAGAGAGGGAGAGGCGCACGCACACAGCCCCACGCCCAGUAAGGGGCUGAGUAACGCAAGGGCAGCGGUGAUGGUGUCUUCCGGGUGAGUCACGAGUCCACUCAGCACCAUGACGUCACGAGCCAGCACCAGCAGCGCCAGCAGGAGGAGCGGCAGCAGCAGCGUCAGGAGCAGGAGGAUAGGGUGGUGGCGGCGCUGGUCCCUCCUCUCCCUGCUCCUCGCUGCCUCCCUGCUACACACCUGCUCCUGCUUAGCUAUCGAUUCCUACGAUGACGACGACGGUAGAGGAGGAGGAGGAGACGGCGAAGGAGUCGAAGAAGGAGGCGGCGGAGGAGGAGGCGAAGGCGGAACAAACCUUACAAACACCUCAGACAUCGGCUUUGAAUACGGAGAAGUCGGGGUGGAAGGAUUUGUGGAGGAUGACUUGUAUGACGGACUCGAAGAAAACGGAGUAGACGAAGACGAUGUAGCUGAAGAAGGCGCAGAAGGAGGGGCAGCAGAGGCGAGGUCGAUCCACUCUUCGCACCAGCAGAGGAAGGUCAUGCUUGGGGAUCGGUUCCGUCUCAAGUGCCGCCCCCAGAACGUCAUGAGGUCGCCGCCGCCCCAGGACUUCGAGGCGGUCUGGUUCUUCAAUAGCCAGCCUCUGCGCGACACCCAGCCCUCCCGCAUCAGGACCAUCGCCUCCAGCCGCGCCUGGCCCAAGCUGCGCGUGAAGGAGGCUCGGCUGGAGGACGCGGGCGUGUGGGCGUGUCGGUGGUCGGGCUCGGGGUCUCACCGCGGCUGGGUCAACUACACACUGCACGUCAUGGAGCCCGCGCCCACUCUGCCGCAGGCCCUCCACGCGGACAGCAAGGUGUUGGACGAGGACGAGCUCUCCUGCGUGCCCCCGGAGUUCAUCAAGACGCUCAACGGGCUCAUGAUCAAGCCGGCGGGGAAUGUGGCCGAACUCAAGUGCCAGGCGCGCGGCUCGCAGGUCAACAUCUCGUGGCUCAAGAACGGGGAGAAACCGGUGCGCCAGCUCGGGGACGUGAAGAUCAAGGGCGCGAUGCUGAAAAUGGAGAACCUGGUGCCCGCGGACUCCGGCAACUACACCUGUAUGGUCUUCAACGAGUGCGGCGGCGUCAACCACACCUACGCCCUCGAGGUCGUGGAGCACAUCCCCUCGAGGCCCAUCUUCACCAAGAGCCUCGAGAACACCACCGUCACGCAGGGCGGCGAGGUGGUGUUCCAGGUCGGCAUCUGGACCGAGAACACACUGAUGCCCUUUGUGGUGUGGCGUAAGGACCUGCCGUUCACCUGGUCCAGCGCCAAGGAGGAUACGAAGCCUGAGGUGUUGAUAGACCCAGAGACACUCGCGCUGGCUCUCAAGGGCAAGGAGGGGCGCAACAUCACCAGCUCCGAGGACCCCCAGGUGUUGGUGCUGAUGAACGUGACGGAGAAAGACGCCGGCUGGUACACCUGCAUUGCCGCCAACAGCCUCGGCACCUCCUUCUCCACUGCCUACCUGAGCGUGACUGAUGCUGAACCCAUCCUGCUGGACGCCGAGUACCACGCCAUCAUGGUGCUGACGGGGGUGCUGUUCGCGGUGCUGUUGAUUGGCGGCAUCGUGGCGUCGUUUGUCUGGAAGGGCUGGCAGAAGGAGAAGAGACGAGCCAGUGAGCUGGAGCGCGCCAAGGCCAUCACCCAGCACUGGAUCAAGAAGGUCAUUGUGGAGCACCAGAACUCUGAUGCUUCGCAGGAGCCCCUCCUUGUGCCCACCAUCAAGAUAGAGCACUGCCAGUCCAGGUCGCGCCUCGGCUCAGAGAUGACCAGCAUCUCUGAGUACGAGCUGCCCCUGGACGCUGACUGGGAGUUGCCGCGCGCCAGACUCAUCAUGGGAGAGUCCCUGGGGGAGGGCGCCUUCGGGAAGGUGGUGCGGGCCGAGGUGCAAGGCGUCAACCGCCCAGAUCUUGCCACCACUGUUGCUGUCAAGAUGCUCAAAGAGGGCCACACUGACUCAGAGCUCAUGGACUUGGUGUCAGAGAUGGAAAUGAUGAAGAUGAUUGGAACGCACAUCAACAUCAUCAACCUGCUCGGCUGCUGCACCCAGGACGGGCCGCUGUACGUGGUGGUGGAGUACGCUGCUCAUGGCAACCUGCGGGACUACCUCAGGAACAACCGGCCGUCCUCAGGCUAUGAGCGUGCCAUCGGACAGGAACUGGACACCAUCACCCAGAAGGACUUGGUCAGCUUUGCCUUCCAGGUCGCCCGUGGCAUGGAGUACCUCACAUCAAAGAAGUGCAUCCACCGAGAUCUGGCUGCACGCAACGUUCUAGUCAGUGAGGACAGGAUCAUGAAGAUUGCCGACUUUGGGCUGGCCCGGGACAUCCACAGCCAGGACUACUACCGCAAGACCAGCGAGGGCCGCCUCCCCGUCAAGUGGAUGGCCCCCGAGGCUCUCUUCCACCGCGUCUACACCUCGCAGUCUGAUGUGUGGGCUUUUGGCAUCCUGCUGUGGGAGAUCAUGACCCUGGGCGGCACUCCCUACCCCGCUGUGCCCUCCGUCGAGAAACUCUUCCAGCUGCUGCGGGAGGGUCACAGGAUGGAGAAGCCCUCAAACUGCUCCCUUGAAAUCUACAUGAUCAUGAGGGAGUGUUGGCGCUACCAGCCCACCCAGCGGCCCACCUUCAAGGAGCUCGUCGAGGACUUUGACCGCAUCCUCACCCUCUCCUCCACAGACGACUACUUGAACCUCUCCCUGCCUCACCUGGACACCCCCCCCAGCAGCUGCGGCUCCUCCCUUGCCUCAGACGCCCUCACCCCACACUGAGCUGCACCUCCCUCGCCACACACAGCAAGGAGGCAUGAAGCAAGGCAGGACAGUGAGCAGUGCAUGUUGCCAGUGAUGUGUACGCAAGGUCACUGUUCUGGCAACACUGCUGACUGAUAACUUGGGGAAGCGCCAUGAAGAGGUUUUCUGAAGUGUGUGAAGUGAGGAAACAUUAGCGUGUCCGUGUGUGUUUGUGUGUGUGACCAAUUUUUCAGCGGCUAACGUGAGUGUGCCUUAUUGUGUUAGGAAGACGAUUGAGAGGGAAAUAUUGGUCAGUGGUCUUUUUUUAUUUCAUUUUAUUUUUUUUAUUUUUUUUAGUGACUAACUCCCAAUGUGCCUUAUUGAGUUAAUGAACACUGGAAGGCAAAUGGUAAAGUCAGUGGAAUGGUUUGAGUUAGUGAACUGUGAAUGGUGGAAAAAAUGAGGCCAAUGGACAAGGCAAACAGACAAUGGAGAUUCAAGAUACUGUACAAAGAUAAAAAUGAAGUGACUAACAAAAGACAUGUGAAGGGCGAGAGUGAAACAUGUGAGGUGAGUCGUUAGCCACCUGUGUGUCGUAAAUACGUGAUUCUAUUUGAAGGGACUUUCAAAAUUGAAGGAUACUUUUUAUUAUUUCGUCUUCGUGGAAAGAUGACUCACAACCUCUGCAUUUUAGUCGAGCAUUGAGCACACGGAGCGGAUCUCUGUCGUGUCGUGCUCAAAAUGUGGACUCUAUAGACUUGCUUGGUGUUGCCUCGGUCUGACUCGCAAAGUGUCAUGCAAAAUACCUGUGCUGUGGGGAAUGUUCGCCAGCCAUAUCCACCUCUCCAAUUAGUACUCACAUUACAGAAAACGGGUGAGUACUAAAUGGAGAGGUGCGUACAAACUGGCGGACACACCUCAUCCUUACGCUUGUCACCUGAAACUUUCUCAUCAAAGGAGCGUCUCAUUUAUUUUUAUUUAUACUUAUGUCCGUGUGAUCCGUAGAUGUGCUAUGGAUACUUACAGAGUAGCGAAAGAUGCGAGAUGUUUAUGUACUUAAUAUGUUAGGGACUUCUUUUUCUAUGUACAAGUUCUCUUUGUAACACUGUCACUGUACCUCGGAGCUGUUGUUGUCGAGCCAGGGUGUGCAUGCCAAUUUGUACGCACAGAUCCAAUUUGUACUCGCAUCAGGGGAAAAAAAAUGACUACGGGAAAUAGUUACGCUGAGGAAAUGAGGUUUGAUAAUCGAGUCUUAUUUUGUCAACGUUUAAUUUUUGUCUCAUCUCAGUUCUCAUGUCAGGUUAACACUUAUAGGAAAUCAAACAACAGUGUAAAAAUAGAUGUUAAAUUUAGGUAUGAAGUUGAUGAUAUUGUCAAAAUGGAGAGUGGUGAGGAUUUUUUUUAUUCUGGUAAUAGUUAUUUUUUUUAUACCUCAACACAAUUCUCUCAAGUAUUUUUUUCCUGAUGCGUGAACUGUUUGGAAUGCCGCGUACAACUGGUGAACACACUCACAGCCUUAGCCAUAGUAUUAGUGCCAUAUUGAGUCUCCUUCUGCCAGCGAACGUCUGCGUCAUGGUGUUGGAGGUGUGUGUGCUGGGGUAAGGUGCCGGGGGGAUAUAGGGUGUGGGGUGUAGCAGCGGCAGCGACAGUAGCAGCAGCAGCAGUUCUCAGGUAGGGGCGUGGCAGACGGGGACACCAGGACCUGCAUUUAUGACCGUACAAGCUUGCCGAACUGACGUAUCUUUGCCAGUUCCUAUUCACCAUUCCAUUUAGUGCCCACAUCGAGAAAUAAACCACUCCGAAAAAUUGAACGGAGGUAUAAAGAUUAUGUAUUGUCAAUGUAAAUAAUGUUCUUGAAUUUUGACGACAAUUGAUAUUUACACUUCAGGACAAUUUUUCUGAGUAGUUGUUAGUUUUCCAGUUUGAGUACUAUUUGGAAUGGUGUUAGAAUUGAUGGAUAUACCCUAGCGUGAUUGUGGGACUUGUUCAGGAAACACACACAGGGUCGAUUCAGCCGUCAGCGUACUUGUGUAAGAUAUUUAUUUAGCGACCUGAGGGAUGAGGACACUUGGAAACCUCAGCCUUGCUCCACGUGGCGGCCUGCCUGCUGAAGCUGAGAGGGAGAUGCACAGUUUGCACACCCUUUGCACAAGGCUUUGAUUAGUGCAUAAAGAUAAGGGAACAGUGAGCCGGCUAGUAAACAUUGGGUAUAUAGGAAAUGGAGCACAAAGCCUAUAUAUUUUUCUUCUUCUUUUCUACUUUACUUUAAUGGACAAAUGAGGAAAGUCUCCUCAUCGCCAGCAGAGCAACUUUUAUUACUACAUUUCCUAAACGUUAAUCCCUGUCGGAGCAAGCUAAGGUGUUUUACCAUAGUCGGAGUUGAUAUUUCUUUUCUUUUCUAAUCUAUGAAUGGUGCAAAUGAGGAAAAUUGAUCCUCAUUGUCAGUGAAAAAAAAACUUGUCACUUUUCCUAAUCAUGAACCCGAGUCAGAACAAGCUAAGGUGUUUUACCAUAAUUGUUAAGAGUCAGCUAUGGUGCUAAUAGUUCUUAGUUACGCUGAAAGACACCGAGAGGCAGCGCGAGGGUGGUGGCAGCAGCGGCUAUGGCAACACACGCCACCUGAACAUCGUGCUCUGUGCCUCGCUAUGUCCCGCAGCACCUGGCUGGCACGAGCUCAUUAGGCGCAGGUGUUAGCAAUGAGCCUCAGCAGGGAAACUCUCUGUAAACCAAAUGCUAUAAAUUCCUUUUUUUGUGUGCAAGGGAGAUGGAUGUAUAAGGUUUUACUGCCAUGUGUUUGCUUCCUCAUGUGUGUGGGAGUUGUGCCUCGGCCCGCAGCGAGGGCGGGGCGAGGGCGGCCAUGUGGGGCGGCCGCCAACAGGUGUAGUGAGAGCAGGUGGCUGGCAGCAGGUGUGUCCCCGGCAAGGCUUGGCGGGGCAGUGUUUGCUGGGCCCCACACGUUCUCAUGUACUAGUCACCCACUGUAACCUGCACCCACCCUGGACACACUGCCUCCCUCCCUCCCUCAUGUACCACCUCCUUCCUUACAAGCUUUAAGUGUCUUUUUUGUCCUCUUGCUUUGAUCACUCUUCCUUUGUUUCUUCUGCACUCAAGCUGUUUCCUGUUUAAUUCUUUUUUUCCUUUUCUCCCCUUCCACCUCCCUUUUUCUUCACUCCAUCUUUUAUCUUUUUUGUACAUAUUUUUCCUUCUUAUUCUCUGUUUUGUUUUCUUUUUGUUCUCUUUCCUUCCCUUCCUUUCCCUAUCCCUUCCCUUCCCUUCCCUCCCCUAUCCCUCACCCUCCAUUCCCUCCCCUCCCCUCCCCUAUCCCUAUCCAUAUCCCUUACCCUCCAUUCCCUUCCCCUUCCCCUCCUCCUCAAGGCAAGUGUGGGCUCCAGGGGGUCAGAGAUUUAGUGCCAAGAGUCUGGUGAUGCCAAAGGCUUAUACACACGUCCUGGUCAGUGUCAGGGCCGUGGCACUGGCACUGACCACCACUAACAUUCUCAAACACGUCUAUACUGUAAGGCAAUGUAAGGUCUUCGAGGGUGUAAGGUGUGUUGGCCAAUGCACAUGAACCAUCCCUGUCAGUACUCAUGAAGGAAAACGCUGGUGAAUUUCGAGUGUUGUUUCGAAAUUAGUAAUGUUUUGAAAGUCUUUUUAUGUUCAUGUUAGAAAAGAAAUGCUGAAUGAAAAGAGAAGUUGCCAAAAGGUAUAUUGUUUUGAUAGUUUUUUAUGAUCGUAGAAAAAAAAGGGAAAGUAUAAGAAAGAUUGUUGAAUAGAAGAAUGUUUUGUCAAUUUUUUUAUACUCAGUAGAAGAAAAAAGUAUACCAAGAGUGAAAUUGUAGAAAGGAGGAUUUUUGUUAGUUUUCUUAUGGUCAUAUCAGAAAAAAAAAGAGGUAAAUUGAGAGUAAAAUUAUCAUAACGUAUAAGGUUUUGUUGGUCUGUUUGUGCUAAUUCAAUUUUUGCAUCUCGGGUUUCAAGAGUAGAUUAUUUUUUUUAGUACGUGGGCUUGACGUGAGUACUGACUGGGCUGCCGCGUACCAAUUUGCCAGCACAGCCUGUCACUGAGUGGUCGUCGCACUUUUCAGACUCCCAUCUUAGUCAUUAACUUUAUGUAUGUACCAUUAUUAUUAUUACUGUCAUUAUAUAUAUUUGUGUGUGUGUGUGUGUGUGUGUAUGUGUGUGUGUAUGUAUGUAUGUGUGUACCUGUGGAUAGUUAGAUGGUGGCUGGAAUAUGAACAUUUCUGUACUACUAUUUAUAAUGUUACACUGAAGAAAACCAUAUUGACAUUUUCUUUCUUACUUACGAUGCAUUUAAAUUCCCAAACAUUACUUGCAAGACUAUUUUUUUCUUCACGACUGUCAACAAUUCUUAAGCUGUUAAAGGAAUUCGUCUCAGUUUUCUUUACCUGAUAGAUGUAUGAAUUUCCUGGUCUGGAAUCAAGGAGCAUUUGGUCAGUUAUAAUUAUGAAGAUCUUUGUUUUGAUUAUCUACUAGUUACAAUAGAAUAGGAUUGGUCUUCAGGGGAUAUAUUGAGCCCGAGUCUAGAUUGGCCGGGAGGUUUCAAGUGAGGGAUAGUAAAUUGAGUGUUGGUCUGCAUUAAAACAAAAUCAAUCAUCUUCCUCUAUUUCUUGCAUUGCUAAGUGAAGUAAACCAUGCAGUGUUGGUCUACAUUAAAACAAAAUCAAUCAUCUUCCUCUAUUUCUUGCAUUGUUAAGUGAAGUAAAACCAGUGUUGGUCUACAUCAAAACAAAAUCAAUCAUCUUCCUCUGUUUCUUGCAUUGUUAAGUGAAGUAAAACCAGUGUUGGUCUGCAUUAAAACAAAAUCAAUCAUCCCUUUUUUCUUGCAUUGCUAAGUGAAAUAAUACAAAAUCGCUGAGUGAGGAAUACUAGUAAUGUCUAAAUAGUAUAAUUAUAUCUCAGAAAAUCAGUGUUGGUAUAUUUAAAGAACAAAACCAUCAUAUAAUCCUCUUUUUCUUGCAUUCAUCAGCAAUUAUGGAGAAAAAAUUGUGUGUUCUAUCUAAAAUGUAUCUCAGAAAACCAGUGUUCGUAUAUUUAAAGAACAAAAUCACUAUAUAUCACAAAUAGGGAGAAGAAACUUUGUGUUGAAUGCUUAUAUACCAUCAAUGUAUCACUGUAAAACUACCUAUAUAUAAAUCAGUGUUCUGGUAUUUCUUGCAUUGCUCAGUGAAAGGAUUGCAAGAAGCUGCGUUGAAAUAAAAUUAAGCCAGUCCGCUCCAUCGCUAAGUGACUCAUGAGGGGAAGGGUGAAGGGAGGAGACUCACCAUAGCUGUACUGGUUGGCGGCCCAGUGGUAGACUGACCUAGAGAUGGUGGCUUUAGUUUAUAACAUAUUCUUUACAUGUGAACCAAUGCAUGUAGCAAUACACAGAAUAAAUAUUUGUUGUCUUAU